Molecule: messenger RNA, 1307 nt
Organism: Aricia agestis (brown argus)
Lineage: Eukaryota; Metazoa; Arthropoda; Insecta; Lepidoptera; Lycaenidae
Gene: MED4
Product: mediator of RNA polymerase II transcription subunit 4
Exons: 5
Coding region: 97-852 (251 amino acids)
Biological process (GO): regulation of transcription by RNA polymerase II
Cellular component (GO): mediator complex; core mediator complex
Molecular function (GO): transcription coregulator activity
Source: RefSeq, a predicted model, not a curated record
GUUCUGUGAUUGUUUCGGGAUAUUGUUAUUUUUAUUUACUACAAGUACAGUCUACAGUUUAUAACAAUUCUAAAUUCUAAAUAAAAUUACAUACAAAUGGCGUCUCAUUUGAGUACUAAGGACAGGCUUUUAUCAUUAAUUGACGAUAUAGAAUUAAUCGCAAAAGAACUUAUCGAAGUUUCCAUUGCUCCUAAGCCCCAGAGAUUGUCAGCAUCGGACCAUGCACAGUUAACAGACUUGUUGUUGUCGAAAGACGCUGAGCUAAAGAAAACAUUAGAACUUGCGGCCGAACAGGCCAAGAUACAGCAAAAAAUGAAUGAACUUAAAGCAGAAGUUGAUAAUAAGGACCAGGAUAUCCACCACUUACAAAGGCAACUUAAAGACGCUGAGCAAAUCUUAGCAACAUCAUUGUAUCAGGCAAGACAAAAACUUGCAUCUAUUGUAAAAUCAAGAAAGAGGCCAGUACCUUCAGAAGAUUUGGUUAAAUUUGCUCACAGAAUAAGUGCGUCCAAUGCCGUCAGUGCGCCUUUAUCGUGGCAACCCGGAGAUCCUCGGCGUCCAUACCCAACUGACUUGGAGAUGAGACUUGGAAUGCUUGGACGUCUAUGUGAUCUACCACUAAAUGGUCAUACACCUUCCACUCUCAAUGAUCUACACAGAAUAACAACUGGAGGAGUUCCAGCAUCAGCCACAAACCAGUUUACAUGGCACCCGUCAGGCGAGCUCCACAUGUCGGUUGGUGGUGGGAACUCCGUGUCACUGGACGGCCGGAACAAAGAGGCCCCCACACAGGAAGAUGUAGAAGUGAUGUCCACAGAUUCAAGUUCCAGCUCGAGCAGUGACUCACAGUAGACACUUAUAUAUAGCUACUUAUAAGUGCAGAUAGACAGACUUUUUUAAGCAGAGAAGAGCUGUUAUUGGUCAAUGAUCAGUACAUAUGUUUCAGUUGCCGUGCUACUUAAAAGUUGAAAUAGCUUUCCUACUCAGAUUUACAAGAUGUGGAUGACUAUAAUAUUCAGGUUGUGAGCUGAAGUUGUUGAAUCCGAAUCGAACUAUGUAUUGUGAAUUGGCCUUUGUGACUGUUUACAAUUUGCCUUCCCAAUUACAUCUAUAGUAUUGUCUACAGUCUACACAUUAAUACUAUAAGUCUUAAAUCUUAACACAAUGUGUUUUAAGUAACAGUGAUUAAUAAUAUUAUAAUAGUAUUCGUAGGAGUGAAUAUUAUUAAUAAUUAAUAUUAAGACUGUUUUGUAUAAAACAUUAAAUACCUUUCAACAAUGUCUAAUAAAUAAGGGUUUUCAGUAAAA